This is a messenger RNA of Echinostoma caproni, 522 nucleotides long. The record is from the annotation of a GenBank genome assembly. Lineage: Eukaryota; Metazoa; Platyhelminthes; Trematoda; Plagiorchiida; Echinostomatidae.
AUGGACGAAGAACCAUUGAAACUCGUUUCCAAAGAAAGUGCACCCGAAGGACAACCAGAUCAUCUCAAGGAUGGCGAACCUACAUCCAAAGCACCAGUGAAGUGUGAUGAUGCCGUCCGCUCCAGAAUCAAAGAGCCGACACCGAACAGCCAAGACCAGCCUUUUGGAAGUCUAAAUGACUUGUACCUUUCCGAAUCAGUAGGUACUCUGGAAACCAAUAGCGAUUCUUCACGAGCUUCACCGUCUUCCGGAGUCAUGUCAGAUCGGGUUCAGCGGAUCGCAUCAAGCAUAUACGCAGAGUUUGAGGCCAUGAUAGAAGCGUACGGUCUACCAGUGGUUGAACGUUUGAUGCCUUUGGUUAUUGGAGUUCUAGAAAAUUUAGACGAAUUGUAUAAGGACCAAUCAGCAUACCAUGAAGAAGUUUACCAAUUGAGGGAACAAAAUGCCUUUAUGGUCGGUGAACUGGAGCGUGAAAAAGAUCGCCGGAAGCAAGCAGAACUGGUACGUGGUUUGUGCUUGUGA